UCUUCUCCCUCUCUUCUGCGUUGUACUGUAUUUUUACAUCCCUGCUUACGUAUGGCGGAGGCUUAAGUCGGUUCCGCAUUCCCAAACCCUCCCAGAUAGGGAUCGGUAUAAAAACGGGCUGAUGCAACGCUUUCCACUCUUUAAAACCUACGUCCGACCUUCAGCUGACCUGAAAAAAGAACGUCUAUCGGAUUUAGGAGUAAAGUCAGCUGCGCGUGGAGCUGAGCCUGACAUGAUGCCCGGUCAGAUCCCCGACCCCUCGCUGACGGCGGGCUCCCUCCCCAGCCUCGGGCCGCUGGCCGGCAUCCCCGCCGCCGCCACCCUGACGGCCGACGAGCUGAAGUACGCCGACCUCCGCAACAUCGGCGCCAUGCUGUCCCCACUGCACUUCCUGGGCGUGAAGCUGGGCAAGAGACCGGCGCCCAUCAAGGGAGAGAUGGACGAGGAAGAGGAGCGAAGGAAAAGGAGGCGAGAGAAGAACAAGGUGGCCGCGGCGCGCUGUCGAAACAAGAAGAAAGAGCGGACGGAGUUUCUGCAGCGGGAGUCGGAGCGCCUGGAAGUGAUGAACGCGGAGCUGAAGGCCCAGAUCGAGGAGCUGAAGCACGAGAGGCAGCAGCUCAUCGUCAUGCUGAACCGGCACCGGCCCACCUGCAUCGUGCGGACCGACAGCGUCAAGACCCCCGACAGCGAGGCCAACCCCCUGCUGGAGCAGCUGGCUGCCAAGUGAGGGGACUGGCUUGGCUGCUGGGGGCACCCUCUCGCACCCUGGACUUUAAAACAAACGAAACAAAACGAAAAGCUGCUGGAGCCGGCAGCACUGCGAUCUGCAUGAGAAGGAUUUGAAGGAAGUUGAGAUUCCUGGCGAGUUCUGGGGGUCUGAGGUUAGCUGCGCGAGACUAGGGGCUGGCAGCGGGGGGGGGCUGGUUUGGUCUUCCCCGUCCCUCGGAUUCAGUCCACGAGAUUAUUGCUGCCGUCACUACAAACACAACAAACAGUCAUGUCUGUCCGUCAGCGAAACACUCUAACGAGGUUCAGAAGAUCUGUCCUGGUCUCAGGUACUCAGACAGCAACUUCCUUCCUUUUGCCAAUGUAUACUGGUUUAAAUAACAGCUGUAGUAUUUUAUAAUAUUGAUUAUAUCCUGCCCUUGAGUAAGGCAAUCUCCGGUUGAACCGGCUCUAUUGGCGCUGGCGUCAUUAAAGCACAUAUAUAUAUAUAUCUAUUGUUUACAGUCUUGCUGUUACAUCAUUGUUACUUCCAGUUUUACAAUGUAUUUUUAUGAAUUUUUUAUACUGCAAUAUAUAUUAAAAAUAUAUAUGAUGUGUAAUCACUAGAUGUGAUACAAUUUACAUUUCUGUUACGAACAGAUAUAGCUUUUUUUUUAUUCCGUGUUGUGUGUCCGAUUUUUAGUGUUCGUUUUUUUUUUGGGGGGGCUACGAAGGAGCUCUGUGAUCUCUCCUUUUUGUAUUUUUUUUUCCCCCAACAUGUAUGUCUUGGUUACCCUGUUCCAUACUAAUUAAAUGUUAUUUU
Messenger RNA from Lepisosteus oculatus (spotted gar), 1528 nucleotides. It is a transcript of the gene jdp2b, whose product is annotated as Jun dimerization protein 2b. NCBI's taxonomy places the organism in Eukaryota, Metazoa, Chordata, Actinopteri, Semionotiformes, Lepisosteidae. Gene Ontology annotation, biological process: regulation of transcription by RNA polymerase II. Gene Ontology annotation, cellular component: nucleus. The record is from RefSeq and is a predicted model, not a curated record. Gene Ontology annotation, molecular function: RNA polymerase II cis-regulatory region sequence-specific DNA binding; DNA-binding transcription factor activity, RNA polymerase II-specific.